UUGUAGUUAGUUUUAUCAAUCAUUGGAUUUGUCACUGUUAACAUUUUCUUUCUUACCAAGAAGAAGCAGCCAUGGAAGCCAAGGUAGCAAGCAAGCAUCACAGCUCUAUUUUAGUUCCAUCUGUUCAAGAGAUGGUGAAGGAGAAGCUGAUCAAGAAGGUUCCUGCGAGGUAUGUACGGUCUGAUCUAGACAAAGCUGAGAUGGCCUGUGACUCUGGUCUAAAACGUGAGAUCCCAGUCAUUGACAUGAGCCGCUUGUGUUCUCCAACCACCAUGGAUUCUGAGAUUGAAAAACUCGACUUGGCUUGCAAAGAAUGGGGAUUUUUCCAGCUUGUAAACCACGGAGUGGACUCAGGCUUCUUGGACAAAUUCAAGUCAGAGAUUCAAGAUUUCUUCAACCUUCCCGUGGAAGAGAAGAAGAAGCUGUGGCAAAAACCUGGAGACAUGGAAGGGUUUGGACAGGCUUUUGUGGUUUCAGAAGAGCAGAAACUCGAUUGGGCAGACAUGUUUCACCUAACAGUGCAACCUGCUAGGUUACGCAAGCCUCACGUGUUCCCCAAGAUACCUCUUCCCCUUAGAGAUACACUAGAGACGUAUUCGGCUGAACUUAAAAGCAUAGCUAAGAUCUUGUUUGCUAAAAUGGCGAUAGGACUGAAGAUCAACCCUGAGGAGAUGGAAAAGCUGUUUGAUGAUGAUUUAGGACAGAUAAUGAGGAUGAAUUACUACCCUCCUUGUCCAGAGCCCGACCAGGUUAUUGGUCUGACUCCACAUUCAGAUUCCACAGGAGUCACCAUCCUUCUGCAGGUUAAUGAAGUCGAAGGUCUCCAAAUCAAGAAGAACGGCAAGUGGGUCUCGGUCAAACCUCUCCCUAAUGCUUUCGUUGUCAAUGUUGGAGACAUGAUAGAGAUUGUUACAAAUGGGACGUACCGAAGUAUAGAGCAUCGUGGGGUUGUGAACUCAGAGAAGGAGAGGAUCUCUAUAGGGGCGUUUCACAAUAUGGGAACUGGUAAAGAAGUUGGUCCGCUGAGAAGUCUCGUGGAGAGGCAUAAGGCUUCGUUUUUCAGAAGCAUGACCACUGAUGAGUACUUCAAAGGCUUGUUCUCUCGUGAGCUUGGUGGAAAAGCUUACCUUGAUGUUAUGAGAAUCUAAAGACCCAUUGCCUUGUUACCCAAGAAAACUAUGUCUUCUCUCACAGUUCUUGUUGUACAAUAGUAUGUGUUCUCUUGUCUGGUUCCAUGCAGAGAAAUAAUAAGACUAUCCUUCUUUUA
Molecule: messenger RNA, 1267 nt
Organism: Raphanus sativus (radish)
Lineage: Eukaryota; Viridiplantae; Streptophyta; Magnoliopsida; Brassicales; Brassicaceae
Product: protein SRG1-like
Exons: 4
Coding region: 72-1148 (358 amino acids)
Source: RefSeq, a predicted model, not a curated record